Messenger RNA from Chara braunii, 1999 nucleotides. NCBI's taxonomy places the organism in Eukaryota, Viridiplantae, Streptophyta, Charophyceae, Charales, Characeae. The record is from the annotation of a GenBank genome assembly.
CCGGGAAAGCUGUAUCGAAAGUGUGCCAGGUCUAUCUUGGCGAAGAGAAGAUCGGUCAGGAGGGGUUGAAUCGACGGCAGAAACUGUCCAACCGGCUUAGGGAAGGGAGGGAGAGGGAGUGAAGGGAGGAGGGAGGGGAACCGGGGUGGGAGGAGGAGGAGGAGGAACAUCGGGCCUGCCGCGCUAGCCACGUCAGUUUUCGGUCUCUCUCGGCCCGGCUUGGGGAAGGCGACACGAGAGAGAGAGAGAGAGAGAGAGAGAGAGAGAGAGAGAGAGAGAGCCUCAACUGGUCCUAAGCACACACAGACACAAUCACUCACACAAACACACCCACUGUGUGUGUGUGUGUGUGUGUGAGAGAGAGAGAGAGAGAGAGAGAGAGAGAGAGAGAAUGGGGGCUGAGGAGCCGGCGAUCAAGUUGCGGUUCACGCAACGAUUUCUUCGGCGUCUAAAGGAUGGCGAUGCCGCGAAGAAGGCGGCGGUGAAGCCGGCGAAGGACGCCAAAGAGGCGGAGACGCAGAGGCCUACCAAUGCGGCGGUUCCAUCUUCAGGGAGUGAUAUGCAUCAUGAAAAUGCGUCCGACGGAUCGCCGCGUGGCAGAGCAAUUUCGCCCCUCACCACCGAUGUCGGCCCCCUUCCUUUCACCCUCCCACCGUCAGGGUUUCCUCCGCCCGGUCUGCCGCCGCCGAUCCCCUUCCCACCAGGGACACAGCCGGUCCAACCUGGUGUGGGGCUAGGGUUGUCCCAGGAGCAGCGAAGGGGCGAGCAAAAGGAUAAGGAGAUGGCGGCGUACCGCCGUGCGCUCAUGGAUAGUGAAAGAGUAGGAGCGCUGCUCGUGAAGAAGGAGACGGAUGAACUGAAAAGGGUUGGCGAAUUUGCCGAUCAGCUGCAUAAGAAGCAUUACCGGCCUCCGUCGAGACCAAUUCCAUGUUCAGAAGAACGUGAGGCGUGUGUCCACUGUUACGCGGAGAACGCAAAGGACCCUGUGAAGUGUGCAGAAAACGUCAAAGCGUUUGUCGAAUGCUCUCGGAGGACGCAUCGGGUAACUUCGCUUCGCUCUCCUUUCUUUCCGGUUCCUUGGUUCUCCUUCUCCUUCCUUUUUGCUGCUUUGGCUUCCUCCUUGGCCAAUCACAGAGACACCAACUCCUCCUUUACCGACCCAGAGUCGCCAGCACUUCCUCCAGGUUGUGAUGACGACGAUGAAGACCAGUCUCUCCCAGGCACCUAUUCGGCGACCCUCCUGCUUUCGGCUGAUCGCUCUGUUGGCCGCUGUACUUCCAACACUCGAACCCGUAGUGACCGCGCGUCGGACGCUGAUUCUGUUGAUUCAUCGCCUGUUCCCGAGGACUCGCGAGAAGUGGCAGAUCGGAGGUCCACCCCGCCCCUCGGCGGACCAAUCCGAGGAUUGCUCUCCAAUCCGCUCCCUCAUAUUCCUACAGGAGCAGCACAUCGGAGGAGGUCCUCGCCUGUUCCGCCGAUUGGUCCUCGGUGGACCAAUCGGCCGCCGAUUCCCACAGCCGCCCCGCCCCUCAGCUGACCAACCCGAGGAUUGCCCCUCGGCGGCUGAUUCCCUUGAUCGCCUGUUCCCUAGGAUAGACCUCCUGACACGAUCUCUUCAGUCCUCCGACCGGUUUCACGCUGCUUCUUUCUCACACCAGCACACUCCUUCCACCGCAUGAAGAUCGAGGUCUCGAACACCAGAGUCGCAGUAGUCUUCGCCCGAUCGUUUGACGAGGGCUGCGUCAGCUGUCAGGUACUGUCAAUUUUGUUUUCUCUCUCUCUCUCUCUCUCUCUCUCUCUCUCUCUCUCUCUCUCUCUCUCUCUCUCUCUCUCUCUCUCUCUCUCUCUCUCUCUCUCCUGCAGGUGACGCAGGUUCAUUCUUGUUGUCUGUUCGAACUUCGACGCAUAUCACAUGGAGCAGAAGGUUUUUGGGAGUUACAAAUUGCUUUUAAUUUUUAAAAAAGUUUCAAUUUCUUUGGAGAUUAAAUUUCUGAAGAUC